AACGCAUCGCCUUGAAGCCCCAUCUGAUCGCCGCUCCCUCACGUCCUCGCCCCUCCUGCUGCCGUGUCACCACGCUGUUUGUGCGCUGGUCCACCGCUCUCUCUGCUGUUUCUCCGGCACAUACGUCACCACGCGCAAAACAUUCACACUCACACCUCGGCGCAUUCCACGGCUGGGCGAUGCAGAGCAGUCGCGCCCGCCCAUAAUUUAUAAUCAAUAAUCCGCCGUCCCCACCAUGUUCUCCAAAAGACGGAGGGCAGCUUCCAAUCCGCCCCCGAGAGCAGCGCCGCCGCCCAGCACGUCCGCAUCGCUCGCAGCCACCAAGGCCUUCGUCAAGAACCAGGCGUCUGAUGCGACCCUCUCCAAUGCCGCUGCCGCCGCCGCGCUGCGCUCCCACACGUCCAGCCCGACCCCUGUCGGCGAACUGGUGACGAAGCGCAUGGCGCGCCGCGGCUCGACAUCGUCGCAGGGCAGCCAGAGACCGCAGGGCCUGCAUCGCCAGUCGAGCACGGGGUCAAUGACCGAGCGCUCCUUUCGAAAUCCGUCCCCAAACGGAGGCAACGCGGCUGUUCCGCCCGUUCCCGCCGUGCCCCAGAACAUCCCUGGAUCCGGCGGCAGCGUUCAUCGACGCGCAUCCAGCCUCGAGCCGGCCAGCCGCGGCGCAUCGCCGACUCAACGGGGAGGAGGCCGAGGCGUGAGCCUGGACAGAGGCCCAGGGCCGUCAGCACACCGCCCGCAGCGUGUCGGCAGUCCCCUCGCCCAGGUCUCAGAAGAGGGACACGAUCAGCGACAGUCGGUCAACUUCUCACGCCCAAUGUCGCCGGGGCUUUCGGGCGGGCCGUCGAGCAGCUCUGGCUGGUUCGGCGGCCCCGUUGUCAACCAGGAGGCAGUCCAGCGCAUGGCAUCAACAGGGCGACCAAAAUCCGUAGGCGCGCCCUACGCCACCAACACAGCACAAGCAGUGGCGAACGCCGCCGGUCGUCCCGUCAGCCUUCAUUAUGUGCAGGGCGGACAGGAGGGCAUGCGCCUCUCGAGUGGCGGCAUGCGCGCAAAGCCUUCCGGCACAGCUGUGCAGUCGAGGUCUUUCCUGCCAGCAAGCACGCAGUCGCCACGGCAAGUAGACCCCAAGUCGCCGGACGCUGUCUACGAUCCGUCUACAAGAACCUUCAUCCACAAGCAAGAUGCUAUGAACAUCCAUCGCGAGCAGCACGAGCAACCGGAAGAGCCUGCGCAGCACUACGUCUCCCAGCACCUCCGGUCUGCCGCACCGCUGCAAUCCGGUCGUGGCCGCACGCCCAGCCCGCUUCGGCACUCUGUGCGGCCAGAGCAGUCGCCUCCUCGUUCCGUGGCACAGCCUCUGCUGCCCAAAACCGACGCCGCGGAGACGCGGAAAUUCGAAGACCGCCCAGUGACACCUCCGUCCUCACAGCCAAGCUCGUCUGGAGCCACCGUCGCCAGGCAGCAUUCGAAGGACUAUGCAAACGCUGACAUUGAGCCGGUCGCCUUUAUCCCCAUUGACAAGGGUGGAGCCAACACAGCUCAACAACCUCAGACUGAACUGUCAUCACAGUUUGUGCAAACCCUGGACAGCUCAUAUCCACGCAUCGGUACACCGGCGAAGACAGCAUCGAACAUACCUGUUGAACAAGUCCGCGAUACCGUCAAGACCGAAAGACAGGCUUCCCUGAGUCCCGCUCGUCACGCUACUUUUGCGCCAAACACGAGUGUGCUUGCUGGCUUGAAGCAUGAGCCUCUGCCACGAUCUGUGUCACCUGCGAAGUCCGCCCUCAAGUCAUCUCCCUCAGUGUCCAGACGCAGCAAUUCACCGCUUGGACCGAAUCAGCGUGUAUACAGCAAGGCAGCCUCGGUCAGUGGCGCGUCUGACACCGCUUCUGAGAGUGGGUAUGGAAAGAAGAAGAAGACAGUACGGGUCAGCUUCGAGCAAGAGCCUACUGUUGCUGGCUACGCUGCAUAUGGAGACAUGGACACGCCAGUCUCGCCCGCUGGCCCAAAACCUUCGAAACCGACUCCCGCGGUCCAGGAAGAGUUCGACGACUUCAUGAAGCCCCGCCCAGCUUUGCCGUCUUUCGGCAGCGUGCGCGACAAGACUCGACAACGCGACGAAGAAGACAUUCCCCAAAAGGUCACUGAGACCGUCUCUACUCCCAUGUCAGCAUCGGUGGCGUCAGUAGGAGAUUCAAUGGAGGCUUCUACCGACCUUGGCCUAGGCCAUACGGUCGCUCAGGACUUUGCUUCCAAGCAGAGCGCUACUGACGAUCCUCUGCCCCCACAAGCCACUUCUGUUGAAGGCAGCGGUUAUGUGUCUGACUCGAACUACUCUACAGAUGGCGAGUCGAGUGUACGCAAACACGCCGAUCCAAUAACAACGGAAACAUUGCCGGUCCGCGAGCCCAAGUCUUUGACGAAGCCAACCGCAGAGACGCCCUCUACAAUACCUGCUAUCUCGGAGCAGAUUGCCGAAGUGCCCAACAUUGCCGUUCUCCCUGCGACACCGAGCCCUUACGAGCACCCCGAGCCAAAGUUCCAGAGCAUGUCUGCGCCCGGCGGCUGGACUGAAGAAGAGGAGCAGCAGCCUCCAACAACCUCGUAUGCAGCCGUGCAAUUCGCGCCAAUCGAGACUCCAGCUUCGAUUCAGCAGCAGCAGCAGCUAAAUGAGCCACCGAGCACCACGAAUCCAGACGACGACGAUACGGACAAUAGCAGUGUGUACAGUGACGCGUACGAGGACAUCUCUGAUAAGGAUGGUGGCUUUGGCAGUAUUAAUGCGAUCGUUGAGAGCCCGGUAGCUGGACCAAGCCCUGGACUGAUGGCUUCCAAGUGGGCUGACAAGAGCGUCACCGAGAGUCCAACUCCUCGCUCCAAGAGCAAUACAUCGACUGUCGAUAAGGACAAGCUUGUGGAUACGUCGACAAGCGAGUGGGAAGCUGCAAGGGCACACUGGAGCGGUAUCAACCGGCCUCGAGACCACGACGAUAGACCUGCUGUACAGACAGAUACGCAUAGACAGACUGUUGCUGCGCGGGUACUGCAAGCUCCGGUGCAAGAGGCGGAGCUUCGUACCGAACGCAAGCCUGCGGUGCAAGCCUCGCCGAAGGCAGCCCCGCAAACAACGCCGCAGGUCUCCAUGUUGGAAGCGCCAUCAAGAGCGUCGAUGUCGUCCCAGCCCUUGCAAACGCCAAACAAGCCUCUCAAGUCUGCUCUCAAGAAAACUACGCCUUCCCCUGCGCCUGCACAGACACCUGGCUCCGGUGUACCUAAGAUGAGAAUGAGCAUGCGAAGUGCUUCUCCUAGGGCUGCAUCCUCGGGGCAAUCGCAGAUGAGGACCACCAUGCGCGGAAACGCAAGCCCUGGACCUAGAGCUGCAUCCCAGAUACGCACUAGUAUGCGUGGCGACGCUGCACCCGCAACCAACAUGGCUCUCGCUGCAUCCCGUCAGAGUGCACCCGUCGAUACCAAGGCUCCAAGGGGAGCACUGCAGAAGAAGCACAUUCCGGCCGCUGUAGCUGCAUCACAGGCUCGACCACAGAGUAUACCAGCUGCUGCGCCCAGAAAACAAAUGGCUGCUCCCGCACCAACCUACGACAGCGACUCAGACGCAUCAGCGAGCAGCUUCCAUCGUAGCCGUGCCCGCCGAAACAGUGGCGGCGGCUUCUCCAGAACCUCCAUGCGAGGUGGACCUGCUGGUCACACCAUGCGAGCUUCAGCGCCUGCUCCGGCACAGGUUCGAUCUAUUUCGCCACCCAAGCCUGCUCAGUCCAGUUUCCGUCCAUCUAUGCGAUCGUCCUCUCCCGAGCCUGUAAAGUCGUCUAGGUUCAGCAUCAGAUCCUUGUCGCCUGCCGGACGGUUCCGCAAGAAGCCCAAGGACGUGCCACCUGUUCCUUCCUUACCUAGCCCUAGAUCCAUGCCGGAACCGAAAGGAAAGGCGCCGGCGCCCGCCCCAGCCAAGUCGCGAGCCUUCCAGAGCCGUUUCGCCGAUUCUAGUGACGAGGACGAGGAGCGCCCAAGGCGUUUCGCAAGUCGCUUUGCGGACUCUGACUCUGAACCGGAGCCAUACGAGCUACCCCCUGGCUUAGCGCCCGUACGUGGCAUUCCACGCAAGGCUGGCGAAGAAGAUGGCGAUUCCACAGAUCUCGAGGAGGAGAUGGAAGCCUCGAAGCCAUCAACAUCGGCUCCCCCUAUUACCGAUGUUCCCAACGGGCACGCCAAUGGCGCUGUAACUACCCAAGGCACAGCCUUAGCCGCUGGAUCACUGCGCGACAGUAAGCAUGCCCCGUCGUCGCCGGCCACCAAAGCGAAGCGAGGUUUUUUCGGUAUGGGUAAGAAGAAGAAGGGUGCUGUUACACCAGCACCUGCGCCAGCGCAGACUUCGCAAGCACCACAGCCAACAUCACCAACCCCAGAUGUUCCUUUGCCGCCACAGCAACGCAACCGUGAGGUUGGUGGGCCACUGACGCCUAUCGGUGAGGAUGAUGAUAAGCAACUUAGCGCCUCCCCAGCCGUCACCGCUUCACCGCAGGUCAAACAGUCGCCCAGAUCCCCUAAGCUUCAACGCCGUUCAACGCCUGAUUGGCCCCUUGCACCACCUCCGCCCGUCACCGGCGAGCAGCGUCCCAUGAGUUCAGAUGGUGCUGCACGUAGACCGCGUUUCGGCAAGCGACAGUCGAGCCAGUUCUCCACCGCCACUACUGCCACUUCCCCGGUCCUCGACGCACAGGGUCGGUCCGUGAGCUUCGGCAGGACUGGCAAGAAGAAGAAGUUUCAGGGCCUUAGGCGGGCCUUUGGAAUCAAUAACUAGGUCGCGAGACACAGCUAAUCGUUUGCAGUACUCCGCGGGGAGAUCACCUUCACGCUCGGGUACACAAACGCUCCUUAUCUUCAGCAACGUCGAGCCGAUCAGUCAGCCCUCUCGUCCACGUUUCGGUCGUUGUGGGUGGAUGUUAACGUCCAUCUUCCACAGCCGAGCUCGACACGCAGAAAAUUGCACGACACUCUUACGACUUUUGAAUUUUCUUGUUACACCACGCCUAUGCACAUUUCCUUUUCUCGGUCACUUCGAAUGGAGCGGUCCCUGUCUUGGCUUGCAAAAGAUACCACUGGAUGAGCAACAUUGAUGCGUAUUGACGCGCCACUUUCGCUUGGACUGAUACAUGUUUGAUUAGAUGUCAGGAGAUGCGGGGGAGAUCUGCUGGGAAGAUGAUUGUACAUAAUUUCUAAUCGAGAUGUUUGGAUACUAGUCCCCGC
This is a messenger RNA of Didymella exigua CBS 183.55, 5262 nucleotides long. RefSeq lists its product as uncharacterized. The record is from RefSeq and is a predicted model, not a curated record. The transcript has 2 exons. NCBI's taxonomy places the organism in Eukaryota, Fungi, Ascomycota, Dothideomycetes, Pleosporales, Didymellaceae. The coding region runs from base 236 to 4816 and encodes 1526 amino acids.